AUGGUCAAGUCAUAUCUAAAGUUCGAGCACAGCAAGACCUUUGGCCAGAUUUGUACAGCCUCCGCGAACGUCGUCUGGGACCCAACCACCGAGCAUGAGGAUUCUACGAGUAGAAGUGGCUCCGGCCGUGCCUAUGUUGGCGCCAACGAGGAAGUCAUAGUAUGGGAUCUAAAGAAGUCGGAAAAAAUCGGAGUGUGGAACGUCGAGGACGAUAAUGCUAUUGUUACCGUCAUCUGCCGGAGUCAGGUUGACCCUGAUGUGUUUGCUGUGGGCUACGACAAUGGCAAGAUUCGAAUAUGGGACUCAAGAACAGCAACGGUGAUAAUCACUUUCAAUGGACACAAGAGGGCAAUUACUCAACUCACAUUUGAUCAUUCUGGAGUGCGUCUAGCCAGCGGGUCAAAGGACACUGAUAUUAUCCUCUGGGACUUGGUUGCAGAGGUGGGAUUGUAUCGUCUCCGCGGUCACAAGGACCAAAUCACUUCGCUUAAUUUCCUCACCGCUGGCGACACUCCAGACACGCUCGAUGGUGACUCUGCAUCUCAUGAUUUCCUGCUAUCUACCAGCAAGGAUGCGCUAAUUAAGGUUUGGGAACUGGCGACCCAGCACUGUAUCGAGACGCAUGUGACACAAACGAAUGGAGAAUGUUGGGCUCUUGGACUUACAAGAGAUGGCAGCGGCUGCAUUACCGCGGGAAAUGAUGGGGAGUUAAAAGUGUGGUCAAUUAACCAACUCGGCUUGAAGGAGAAGAUUUCCAUCAACAUACAAGAAGGACAAAAUAUCCUGCGGGAGCAAGGGACACUGUACCGGCACGGCCGCGAUCGGCCAUUGGGGAUUACAUUCCACCCAAAACGCGACUUGAUUGCCGUACACGGCUCCGACAAGUCUGUCGAGAUUCUACGAAUUCGUUCAGAGGCGGAACUAAGAAAAUCCCUCGCCCGGAAGCGGAAAAGGAGGAAAGAGAAGGAUGGAGCUGCGGCGGACGCUGACUCAGGAGUUGAUGUCGCUGACGACGUCGAAGACUCGACAGACAUUUCCAACGCAACAGCUGCAGACAUAUUUGUGCCUUACGUUCUUGUCCGUACAGGAGGCAAGGUCAGAUCGAUGGACUGGGCGGGGGGGAAGUCUGGCAAGUCAAUCCGGGUCCUGGUGGCCACUUCCAACAAUCAACUCGAGCUCUUCGACGUGGCGGCUUCAGAGAAGAAGAGAUCAUCUGAAGCUCCAGAGUACAACCGUGCGCUCACCGUGGACAUGCCGGGCCACCGUACUGACAUUCGCUGCGUUGCUCUCAGCUCAGAUGACAGAAUGCUCGCCACCGCAUCUCAGGGGAGCUUGAAGAUAUGGAACACACGAACACAGACUUGUCUGCGAACACUAGAUUGUGGACAUGCUCUUUGCGUGGCAUUCUUGCCGGGCGACAAGAUCGUCGUCGUGGGGACACGAGAAGGUACGCUUGAAGUAUUCGACAUUGCAGCGUCCACCCUGCUGGAUACGAUCAACGCGCAUGAGCGAGACAUCUGGUCGCUGCAAGUCAGCCCGGAUGGCAAAUCUUUGCUCACAGGAUCUGCCGAUAAAAGUGCCAAAUUCUGGCAGUUCAAAGUCGUUCAGGAAGAAGUGCUGGGAACAACGCGGAAAAAUGCGAAACUCACUCUCGUCCAUACUCGGACCCUGAAAGUCAGCGACGACAUUCUGAGCGUCUGUUUCUCUCCUGACGAGAGACUCCUCGCCGUCAGUACACUCGACAAUACUGUCAAGGUCUUCUUCACCGACACCCUGAAACUCUUCCUUACACUCUACGGCCACAAACUCCCCGUCCUUGCGAUGGACAUCAGCUACGACAGCAAACUUAUCGUCACCUCAAGCGCUGACAAAAACGUCCGCGUCUGGGGCCUUGACUUUGGGGACUGUCACAAGGCAUUUUUUGCCCACCAAGACAGUAUCCUGGCCGUGAAAUUCAUCCCCAAUAAUGACGAAGGGAACGGCCACCAUUUUUUCUCCGCCAGCAAGGACAAGGUGAUGAAAUACUAUGACGCGGAUAAAUUUGAGCAGAUACAAAAGCUGGAGGGUCACCACGGGGAGAUUUGGGCCCUGGCAGUUGCACACUCUGGAGAGUUUGUUGUGACAGCAAGUCACGAUAAGAGCAUCCGCAUAUGGCAACAGACCGAUGAGCAGAUUUUCUUGGAGGAAGAAAGAGAAAAGGAACUCGAGGAUCUGUAUGAGAACACGCUUUUGACGUCGCUGGAGAAUGAAUCAAAUGAGGUUGACGGCGAGGGAAACGCGGAUGGUGUCGAAGCAGGCCCAGCUGGCAAGCAGACUGCCCAGACAUUGAUGGCUGGGGAGAGAAUAGCAGAAGCAUUGGAAGUCGGCGUGGAGGAUCUCGAAACAAUGCGAAUUUACGACGAAACGAAACGAACGAAUCCUAAAGCUGCACCUCCGCAGCGGAAUCCGAUCUUCCUUGCCAACAACAAUAUGUCCGCAUCAACCUACGUGCUCAGCACUUUCCAGAAGAUCCCCUCAGCGUCUCUCCAGGAUGCCCUGCUCGUUCUCUCAUUCUCUCAAAUUCCCGCACUCUUUACGUUCCUCGCCCUCUGGGCUGAAGAAGGACGCGCCAUCCCCCUGACAUGUCGGAUAUUAUUGUUUAUGCUGAAGACGCACCAAAAACAGAUUGUGAGUUCGAGAGCAAUGAAAGGGAUGUUGGAGGAGGUGAGGAGCAAGUUGAGAAGGACGCUAAUGAGGCAGAAAGGAGAGCUGGGAUUUAAUCUCGCGGGAUUGAGAGUGCUAGGGCGGCGAGUGAGAGAAGUUGCAGGAGAAACAGAAUACGUCGAUGAAGAGACAUGGCAGGAGGGUGAAGGGGCAGCGGCUGGCAUGACCAGAGGAAAGAAGAGAGAGUUUGUGAAUAUUGCCUAG
Molecule: messenger RNA, 2907 nt
Organism: Fonsecaea multimorphosa CBS 102226
Lineage: Eukaryota; Fungi; Ascomycota; Eurotiomycetes; Chaetothyriales; Herpotrichiellaceae
Exons: 2
Coding region: 1-2907 (968 amino acids)
Biological process (GO): maturation of SSU-rRNA
Cellular component (GO): Pwp2p-containing subcomplex of 90S preribosome; small-subunit processome
Molecular function (GO): protein binding; snoRNA binding
Source: RefSeq, a predicted model, not a curated record